Molecule: messenger RNA, 472 nt
Organism: Neocloeon triangulifer
Lineage: Eukaryota; Metazoa; Arthropoda; Insecta; Ephemeroptera; Baetidae
Gene: mRpS21
Product: small ribosomal subunit protein bS21m
Exons: 3
Coding region: 135-401 (88 amino acids)
Biological process (GO): translation
Cellular component (GO): ribosome
Molecular function (GO): structural constituent of ribosome
Source: RefSeq, a predicted model, not a curated record
GAUUGGUGCAAAAAGGGGGCGUUCCGCAUUGCACAUUUUCACAGUUUUCCGUUCAACGAAAGUAAACACGGUCAAUUUUGUCUUCAAUUUUCCAAGUUUCACCUCAAAGGUUUUGGGUAAAUUUCAGAUUUUCCAUGGGAAGGCACGCAUCCUUUUUGGCGCGGACAGUCCUUGUCCGCAACGGAAACAUCGAACAGGCUUGCAGAUUGCUGAACCGAAUUAUGGGACGCGAAGGCUUCUUUGAGCAGUACCGCUUAACAAGAUAUUACGAAAAACCGUUUGAAACAAGGCGAAGGAUAAACUUCAACAAGUGCAAAGCGAUUUACAACGAAGACAUGAGCAGAAAAAUCGAGUUUGUUCUGCGAAAGAACAGGAUCGAGCCAUACCCUGGCUACUGUUGAAUGAACACAAAGUGAAAUUAUGCGCGCCUGUGGUUGUAAUUAGAAAAAUAUCAAUAAUAAUUUUAGCCCAA